This is a messenger RNA of Rana temporaria (common frog), 1676 nucleotides long. It is a transcript of the gene SLC25A44, whose product is annotated as solute carrier family 25 member 44. The record is from RefSeq and is a predicted model, not a curated record. Gene Ontology annotation, biological process: branched-chain amino acid catabolic process. Gene Ontology annotation, molecular function: branched-chain amino acid transmembrane transporter activity. Bases 254 to 1195 code for a protein of 313 amino acids. NCBI's taxonomy places the organism in Eukaryota, Metazoa, Chordata, Amphibia, Anura, Ranidae. The transcript has 5 exons. Gene Ontology annotation, cellular component: mitochondrion.
CCCCGCGUGACAUGACGGCGAGCGGCGAUUGGCUGGCAGAGCCAGGCCUCUGACUUCCGGGAUCGGACUGGGGGGCAGGUGUGGUGGUGGUGGUUGUCCCCGGGAGGAGAAGAUCGGGACAGAGCGGGGACCGGAGGAGUACGGGAGAGGUCAUGUCUGCUCUCCUCCGAUCAUCACAGUGGAAUUCUCUGAUUGGCUGAUGGAUGUCGGUGGAAGGAUCCCUGAGGAGGUGUGACGGCGUCAAUCCGGCAUCAUGGAGGACAAGCGAAACAUCCAGAUCAUCGAGUGGGAGCACCUGGACAAGAAGAAGUUCUAUGUCUUCGGGGUCUGCAUGACGAUGAUGAUCAGGGUCAGCGUCUACCCGUUCACGCUCAUCCGGACGCGGCUCCAGGUGCAGAAGGGGAAGAGCCUCUACAACGGGACGUUUGACGCCUUCGUGAAGAUCGUGAGGUCGGAGGGGGCCGCCGGCCUGUACCGGGGCUUCCUGGUCAACACCUUCACCCUGAUCUCCGGCCAGUGCUACGUCACCACCUACGAACUCACCCGCAAGUACGUGUCGGGCUACAGCAGCAGCAACACGGUCAAGUCUCUGGUGGCGGGAGGAUCGGCGUCUCUGGUGGCGCAGAGCAUCACCGUGCCUAUCGACGUGAUCUCCCAGCACCUCAUGAUGCAGCGGCACGGGGAGAGCCUGGGCCGCUUCCGCAUCAGCAGCGCCGACAGGAAGCAGACGAUCAUGUUCGGCCAGACCAGGGAGAUCAUCAUGCAGAUCUUCAGGGCGGACGGGCCCAAGGGGUUUUAUCGGGGUUACGUGGCUUCGCUGAUGACCUACAUCCCCAACAGUGCCGUGUGGUGGCCUUUCUACCACUUCUAUGCAGAACAAUUAUCAAGCCUGUCGCCUAAAGACUGUCCUCACCUACUGCUUCAAGCCAUCUCCGCGCCCAUGGCUGCAGCUACAGCGGCCACCAUCACCAAUCCCAUGGAUGUCAUAAGGGCCAGAGUGCAGGUUGAGGGAAAAAGCUCAAUCAUCAACACCUUCAAGCAGCUGAUGGCGGAGGAAGGACCCUGGGGCCUGACCAAAGGCCUUUCCGCCCGGAUCAUCUCCUCCACCCCCUCUACCAUGGUCAUAGUGGUGGGCUACGAGACUCUGAAGAAACUGAGCCUCAGACCCGAGAUGGUAGAUUCAAGACACUGGUGACAGUACGUAGACUCGGAGAUGAUCCCGCAGAGAGACGGGGGGGCGACACGCUCGGGCCACAACCGCGCUGGUGGACGGCCCCUGCAAAGACAGUCCAAAUUCCACUGGAUCGUACACAAUCGCGUGUGUGUGUGUGUGUGUAUAUAUUUGUGUGUCUGUGCACAAAGAGAGAAAAUACGGAGAGACUGUAUAUGUGUAUAUCGUACAAUAAGUGCGAUCGGAACUUCGGUUUUAUUGGGGGUUAAAAAACGAAAACCACUGCUGCUGGGCUAUCCCAAGGGGUGGACACGGAGGGAUUUGGCCACCCUGCAUUCUUGGCGUCAAACGGCGCCCCCUGUUGCAUUUUUAUUUUUAAAUCUGUGUUUGUGACCAUUUUUUCCAGUGCCCACCCAUCGUAUUCUGGUCCGCUGUGGCACCACCUUGGCCCAAUUAAUUUUUUUUUUUUAUUCUUUAUUUAACAUAAAUGGUGUUUGUAUUUUUA